UCCUAUUAUCUGGGCAUUUGGAGGUGAAGGGGUCAAAGCUCUGGCAAAGAUGGGGCUGAAAGGGCCUGGGCUCCAGCAAGGGGCGGCUCUGUAUGACCUGGUUCCUGCAUCCCACCUUUGCCCCCUAGCACCUCCUCUCAUCUCCCGUUUCUGCAGAGGAGGACCCUGCCACAUCUGGACAAUUCUGCAAGAACUCUGUAGAACUGACUUCACUGUGAACCAGGCAUUGUACAUCUCAGAAGUCAACAGAAACAAAAAUGCUCACAUUUAAUCACAAUGCUCCCUGGCAUACACAGAAGACUCUGAAAAUUUCUGAAUUUGGGAAAUCCUUUGGCACCUUGGGGCACAUUGGGAACAUAAGCCAUCAGUGCUGGGCAGGUUGUGGGGCCGGAGCCAGAACAGUCCUCUCCGGAGAGCCUGAAGCAAACAUGGAUCAAGAAGCUGUAGGCAAUGUUGUCCUGCUGGCCAUUGUCACCCUCAUCAGCGUGGUCCAGAACGGAUUCUUUGCCCAUAAGGUGGAGCACGAAAGCAGGACCCAGAAUGGGAGGAGCUUCCAGAGGACGGGAACACUUGCCUUUGAGCGAGUCUACACUGCCAACCAGAACUGUGUAGAUGCGUACCCCACUUUCCUCGCUGUGCUCUGGUCUGCGGGGCUACUCUGCAGCCAAGUUCCCGCUGCCUUUGCUGGACUGAUGUACUUGUUUGUGAGGCAAAAGUACUUUGUCGGUUACCUAGGAGAGAGAACGCAGAGCACCCCUGGCUACAUAUUUGGGAAACGCAUCAUACUCUUCCUGUUCCUCAUGUCCGUCGCUGGCAUAUUCAACUAUUACCUCAUCUUCUUUUUCGGAAGUGACUUCGAAAACUACAUAAAGACGGUCACCACCACCAUCUCCCCUCUACUUCUCAUUCCCUAACUCUCUGCUGAAUACGGGGUUGGUGUUCUCAUCUAAUCAAUACCUACAAGUCAUCAUAAUUCAACUCUUGAAAGGAUUCUGCUCCUCUUUAGAUGGCUGUAAAUCUAUCGGCCAUCUGGGCUUCACAGCUUGAGUUAACCUUGCUUUUCCGGGAACAAAAUGAUUUCAUGUCAGCUCCGCCCCUUGAACAUGACCGUGGCCCCAAAUUUGCUACUCCCAUGCAUUUUGUUUCCUCACUUAUCCUAUUCUCUGAAGAUGUUUUGUGACCAGGUUUAUGUUUUCUUAAAAUAAAAUGCAGAGACGUGUUUUAAGCUAA
This is a messenger RNA of Cercocebus atys (sooty mangabey), 1230 nucleotides long. RefSeq names its product arachidonate 5-lipoxygenase-activating protein (gene ALOX5AP). The coding region runs from base 258 to 914 and encodes 218 amino acids. Gene Ontology annotation, molecular function: glutathione peroxidase activity; glutathione transferase activity; leukotriene-C4 synthase activity. Lineage: Eukaryota; Metazoa; Chordata; Mammalia; Primates; Cercopithecidae. The record is from RefSeq and is a predicted model, not a curated record. The transcript is spliced from 6 exons. Gene Ontology annotation, cellular component: membrane; nuclear envelope; endoplasmic reticulum. Gene Ontology annotation, biological process: leukotriene biosynthetic process.